CUGGGGAUAUUUAUUGCAACAAUGUCUUGUGGCCGGUAAUCUAUUACAAGGACCGUGUGGAAACUACGAAAUUUCAUCAUAUUACGUGAUUACAGAAACUUACAACAAAUAUGGCCCAUCAGCUAUUAUAUUCGACAAGUAAAUUAGAAAGAUUUGUUCUGAACUCUGUUUACAAAAAUGCCAAUAUAUUUCAGUUAAGAAGAUAUUUAUCAUUGGUAAGAAAUGAUAAAGGAACAAGUACAUUGGAACGUUUACGAAAUCAAUGGAGAUUAUUAUGCAAUGAACCACCAAAAGGAUUUGAAAAAUUUUUUAAACCAAAAAAAGAUUCUAGUAAAACUACUGAAAAAGCUAAAGAGGCACCAUCUAAGCAAGCUUCAGAGUCACAAUCAUCUCAAAUGCAAUCAGAAAAACCAAGUAUGCAUUCCUCGAGUAGUGAUAAACGUACAUUUUCAUGGAAUUUUAAGUGGGAUGGAGGAAAUAAAUCAUUUGGAGAUAAGAAAAAUGAAAAAAUAUUUUUUCUUGGUGCGGCAUUAAUGGGAUUAUUUUAUCUGUACUUACUACAAUUAUCAAAUCAACCACUAGAAAUCACAUGGAAAGAAUUUGUAACAAAAUAUUUAGAUAAAGGAAUAGUGGACAAAGUAGAAGUUAUUAAUAAACAGUGGGCCCGUGUCAAGUUAACACCUGGGAAUUAUGUAAAUGGAAAAGAUAAAGUAUGGUUUAAUAUCGGUAGUGUUGAAACUUUUGAAAGAAAUUUGGAGAAUGCCCAAAUUGAUUUAAAUAUCGAGCCACAAAAUUAUAUAUUAGUACAAUACAAAGAUGAGAUAGAAUUAUAUCACAUUGGAAAAAUUAUACCGCAGUUGCUCAUGUAUGGUGGCUUAUUUUAUUUAUUCCGUAAGUCAGCAGAAUCAUUUGGCAAAGGAAGGAAAGGUGGACUUUUUGGUGCAUUGAUGGAGUCAACCGCAAAAAUGGUUAAUUCCAAAGAUAUUGGUGUAAGAUUUAAGGAUGUUGCUGGCUGUGAAGAAGCUAAGAUUGAAAUUAUGGAAUUUGUAAAUUUUUUAAAAAAUCCUCAACAAUAUAUAGAGCUUGGUGCUAAGAUUCCUAAAGGUGCAAUGCUAACGGGUCCACCGGGUACUGGUAAAACAUUAUUAGCUAAAGCUACAGCUGGUGAAGCAAAUGUACCUUUUAUUAGUGUAUCAGGUUCUGAAUUUUUGGAAAUGUUUGUUGGUGUUGGUCCAUCAAGAGUUCGAGAUAUGUUUGCGUUGGCACGGAAACACGCACCAUGUAUAUUAUUCAUUGACGAAAUCGAUGCCGUUGGAAGAAAACGAGGGGGCCGAAACUUUGGUGGUCACUCGGAACAAGAGAAUACGCUUAAUCAACUUCUAGUUGAAAUGGAUGGUUUUAAUACAACUACUAAUGUAGUUGUAUUAGCGGCAACUAAUAGGAUAGAUAUUUUAGAUAAAGCUUUGUUACGACCUGGAAGGUUUGAUAGACAAAUUUACGUUCCUGCUCCAGAUAUUAAGGGUCGAGCUUCUAUCUUCAAAGUACACUUAAAACCUUUGAAAAUCACAAUAGAUAAAGAACAAUUAGCUAGAAAAAUGGCUUCCUUAACGCCUGGAUUUACAGGAGCUGAUAUUGCUAAUGUCUGUAAUGAAGCAGCUUUAAUAGCAGCGAGAGAUUUGAGCGAUAAUAUUUACUUAAAACAUUUUGAACAGGCCAUUGAAAGAGUUAUUGCAGGCAUGGAAAAGAAGACGAACGUUUUGCAACCCGAAGAAAAGAAAACGGUUGCGUAUCAUGAAGCAGGCCAUGCAGUAGCAGGCUGGUUUUUGAGAUAUGCAGACCCACUGUUGAAGGUCUCUAUAAUUCCACGAGGGAAAGGUUUAGGUUAUGCACAGUAUUUACCUCAUGAACAGUAUCUUUAUACAAAAGAACAAUUGUUUGAUAAAAUGUGUAUGGCACUUGGUGGACGAGUGUCGGAAGAAAUCUUUUUCAGUCGUAUUACAACGGGAGCGCAAGAUGAUCUACAAAAAGUAACUGCCAAUGCGUAUGCUCAAGUUAUUCAAUAUGGUAUGAACGAAAAGGUUGGUAAUGUCAGUUUUCAAAUGCCACAACAAGGUGAAAUGUCUUUCGACAAACCAUAUUCUGAAUAUACUGCACAACUUAUUGAUACUGAAGUACGCGAGUUAAUCGAACGAGCGUAUAAUCACACACGUGAUUUGCUUACGGAACAUAAAGAGAAUGUAUCUAAGGUGGCCGAACGACUAUUAAAGCAAGAAAUUUUAAGUAGAGAAGAUAUGAUAGAGUUAUUAGGUCCUAGGCCGUUCCCUGAAAAGUCAACUUACGAACAGUUUGUAGAAGGUACAGGAUCAUUCGAAGAGGAUACUUCAUUACCGAAAGGUUUACAGGAAUGGAACAAAUCGAAGGAUCAGAAAAAGAAUGAAACCGAUUCAGACACCACAUCGCAACCAGUUUCCGGAAUGAGCUCUCAAAAUCAACCACAACAGCGAUUAUAAGCCAUAUUAUUAUGGACUAUAAUCUGUUAAGUACUUUGUAUUAUAGUUUGAAAUGACAUAUUUGUAAUAGUGACAUAUAUGCACUUGACUGCAUUGAUUAUAAAUGAUAAUAUUAUAAUUCGCAAAAUGUGAAGCUUCUAAAUAUCAAUGAAAUUAAGUACUAUUUUCCCAAAAUAAGAUUGUACCGAUUUAAUAUUGCCUACCUUUAACAUGAAGAUGAUCCAUUGUAUAACAGAGCCUUUUUGUAACAAAAACUAAAUUGUGUAAAAAAUGCAUAAUACUGAAUAUAAAUUAUUAAAAGAGUUUUCUUAUAA
This is a messenger RNA of Frieseomelitta varia, 2824 nucleotides long. It is a transcript of the gene Afg3l2, whose product is annotated as AFG3-like protein 2. Gene Ontology annotation, cellular component: membrane; m-AAA complex. NCBI's taxonomy places the organism in Eukaryota, Metazoa, Arthropoda, Insecta, Hymenoptera, Apidae. The transcript is spliced from 13 exons. Gene Ontology annotation, biological process: protein-containing complex assembly; mitochondrial protein processing. Bases 111 to 2510 code for a protein of 799 amino acids. The record is from RefSeq and is a predicted model, not a curated record. Gene Ontology annotation, molecular function: ATP binding; metalloendopeptidase activity; zinc ion binding.